GCUUGAAAUUUCCACUCGCCUGCUAGCCAAUGGUGAGUGGAAAUUUUUGGAGGGGGCGAGAGUGUGUCCCCCAGGGACGUCUUGCUGAGCAGGCUCGGAGCUCAGGCCGGAUCUGUCAUUGGCACUGGGAGCCGUCAGACUACUCAAUAGCUGAGCGCAGUGAAAGCAAAGCAAGGAGUGUGUGCUGUGCUCUCUGCCUCCCCCUAGAGUGCAGUACCCGGCUUUGUGAGUGAACAACGAAGUACUGCAACUUUUUAUGGGGGGGUGGGGGUGGGUGUGUGUGUGUGUGUGUGUGUGUGUGACUGUGUAUGCAUGUACAAUUGUACAUGUGUCUGUGUGUAUGUACAUGUGCGUAUCUGUACAUGUGUCUAAGUGUAUGUACAUGUAUGUGUGUGUGUGUGUACAUGUGUCUGUGUAUGUACAUGUGCGUAUCUGUACAUGUGUCUAUGUGUAUGUACAUGUAUGUGUGUGUGUGUACAUGUGUCUGUGUGUGUGUACAUGUGUCUGUGUGUGUACGUACGUGUGUGUAUGUACGUACAUGUGUUUGUGUGUACAUGUGUCUGUGUAUGUAUGUACAUGUGUCUGUGUGUAUGUGUGUAUGUACAUGUCUGUGUGUGUGUACAGGUGUCUCUGUAUGUGUGUGUGUUUGUUGGUG
Molecule: messenger RNA, 655 nt
Organism: Staurois parvus
Lineage: Eukaryota; Metazoa; Chordata; Amphibia; Anura; Ranidae
Source: the annotation of a GenBank genome assembly